AUGUCUGCAACCAAGGAACUCACCCUGCAGGAGGUCGCUGAGCACUCCACCAAGAAGGAUCUCUACCUGAUCCUCAACGACAAGAUCUACGACUGCACCAACUUCGCCAAGGAGCACCCCGGUGGUGAGGAAGUCCUCCUCGAUCUCGCCGGCCAAGACUGCACCGAAGCCUUCGACGAUGUCGGCCACAGCGAUGAGGCGCGCGCAGUCCUCGACGACCCAGAAAUGUUCAUCGGCACCGUGAAGCGCAUGCCCGGUGAUCCCCUGCCCAAGUCCAAGGCCACCACCGCCACCGACUCCUCAUCUUCUUCCUCCGCCUCCGGCUUCGGUGUCGGUCUCUACGCCGUCAUCCUCAUCGGUGGCGCUAUCGCAUACGGCGCAUACAACUACCUCCAGGUCCAGCAGGCCCAGCAGGCUCAGCAGCAGUAA
Molecule: messenger RNA, 429 nt
Organism: Penicillium concentricum
Lineage: Eukaryota; Fungi; Ascomycota; Eurotiomycetes; Eurotiales; Aspergillaceae
Product: cytochrome b5-like heme/steroid binding domain-containing protein
Exons: 3
Coding region: 1-429 (142 amino acids)
Biological process (GO): sterol biosynthetic process
Cellular component (GO): intracellular membrane-bounded organelle; endoplasmic reticulum membrane
Molecular function (GO): heme binding
Source: RefSeq, a predicted model, not a curated record